AGGGCGGUAGGUGUCAUGCGCAGUGGGGCUGCGCUGCUGGAGAAGGAGAUGCAGUUUGCACUGCCGCCUGCAGAGACAGUGCACGGAAGACUCUUUAAGGCUUUCUGUGUGACGGUUUUCCUGAGUGUGUUGAUGUUCCCACUGCUGAGGAUUGUGGGAUUGAGAGCUUUCUCCAUGGCAAGUGAAGCGUAUUCCACCGGUAUGCACUCUGCAGCCUUCGUCACCUGCCCCAAUGAAACGGUGGCUAAAGACCUGGCCAGAGGUAUUGUGGAGAAGAAGCUGGCAGCCUGUGUAAACAUCCUACCCAAAAUCACAUCAGUAUAUGAGUGGCAGGGAAAGAUUGAAGAAGACAAUGAACUCUUGCUGAUGAUUAAGACAAGAACUACGAAGAUCCCCGCUCUGGCUGAAUAUGUUAGGUCCAAUCAUCCGUAUGAAGUGGCUGAAGUCAUCAGUUUUCCCAUUGACCAGGGAAACCCACCCUACCUGAAGUGGAUUGGAGACGCCGUGCCGGAAUAAACAGGCAGAAUCACGACCCUUCCUCAGCCCUGCCCAGUUCCACAGUUCUAUUGUGAACAUUUCUAAUGUGAAAUUUGCAAAGUACAAAGUUGGGUACACUGUCAGCACUGACUAUAUGUUUAAAGAAUGAGUAGUUGAGUUCUGUUUUCCACCUAAAUUGUGCUGCUUGCAAGUCUUGUUUAAAUCCAGAAUAACCUCAAAUCCCUAAAUCACAUGUUUUGGAUAUUGCAGUUUCAGCUGUAAUGCUACAUGAGAAUGUAUACAAAUGUAAAAAAUUAUCAUAGCAUCUGCCAGGAUUAGCAUGUAAUGUUGUGUAAAUGUCACACAAAAAUGUCCUUCUUUGACAUAAUGUCAAUCUGGCUGCUGUUGUUUAUGUUGCAUAAAACAAUUCAUUAUGAUUUUCUUUACACUGACUUCUGUUGAAAGUGAGGAUGUUUUUUUUUUUAUCCAACUUCAUCCAAUAAAGUUGCCAUUUUGGAGAUUUUGUUUA
This is a messenger RNA of Astyanax mexicanus (Mexican tetra), 1006 nucleotides long. RefSeq names its product protein CutA homolog. NCBI's taxonomy places the organism in Eukaryota, Metazoa, Chordata, Actinopteri, Characiformes, Acestrorhamphidae. Gene Ontology annotation, biological process: response to metal ion. The record is from RefSeq and is a predicted model, not a curated record. Bases 16 to 516 code for a protein of 166 amino acids. The transcript is spliced from 7 exons. Gene Ontology annotation, molecular function: copper ion binding.